Molecule: messenger RNA, 384 nt
Organism: Cryptosporidium ubiquitum
Lineage: Eukaryota; Apicomplexa; Conoidasida; Eucoccidiorida; Cryptosporidiidae
Exons: 1
Coding region: 1-384 (127 amino acids)
Source: RefSeq, a predicted model, not a curated record
AUGGGCGAAUCAAGAUGGAUGAAACAGACAAAUUCUAAAAUUAGGAUUGGCCCAGAAUACCAAGCAGUAUUACCAGAUCUGUCAGUUCCCGAAAAAGAUCCUAAAAAUAAACAAAAUGACUCAAAAACGCCAGAUAUAACUAUCCCGUCUUCUUCCAGUAAUAUUACCAAAAUUAAAAGCAAUAGUCAACAGAACCAUGGACCAAAAAGCAAUGCUCAAAGCUCAGUUAACAAUAAGUCAGCUAGAUCUGAAAAAGAGUCACCACAACUCAAUAAAAUCUCAACUUCUGAAUUGAGCAACAAGCCAAAGAGCUCUGUCAAAACUCAGAAAGCAAUAUCAAAAGCCAAAACUAGUAACAAAAGUAGUUCAAGAACUUCUAAGUGA